Molecule: messenger RNA, 1516 nt
Organism: Cornus florida
Lineage: Eukaryota; Viridiplantae; Streptophyta; Magnoliopsida; Cornales; Cornaceae
Product: loganic acid O-methyltransferase-like
Exons: 3
Coding region: 80-1231 (383 amino acids)
Biological process (GO): methylation
Molecular function (GO): S-adenosylmethionine-dependent methyltransferase activity
Source: RefSeq, a predicted model, not a curated record
GAAAACUAGUAUAUAUACACGCAGAGUCACACUAUUAUUUCACUGUGUUUGUGUGUGUGAGAGAGAAAGAGAGAGAGAGAUGGCCGAUACAUCUGCUAAACCCAUGAAUGGUGGAGAUGGCCUUCAUAGUUACACUCAUAAUUCCACUUAUCAGGUAUACAUUUCUACAUGGAUACAAUUUUUUUUUUUUUUUUUUUGGACUGAUUUCGUCACGUUCAACUUGCGAUGGGGAGUGAACCUUGCCAACUCCAUGAUCAGUGAGGCGAUUGCCGAGCUAUUUGAUGUAAAUCAAUUCAAAAUUACUUCUUCAAAUCAUUCAUUCAGUGUUGCAGAUUUGGGAUGCUCUGUUGGACCUAACACAUUCAUCGCGGUGUCAAACAUCGUGGAAUCCAUUAAACUCAAGUGCCAAUCUCAUGGUGUUCCUUCAGAAGCCAUAGAAUUCCAAGCAUUCUUCAAUGACCAUAAUUCCAACGAUUUCAACACCCUCUUCAAGUCUCUGCCUCAUGACAGGCAAUACUUUGCAGCUGGUGUGCCAGGCUCUUUUCAUGGCCGGUUAUUCCCGGACGCCUCUCUCCAUUUCAUCAACUCUUUUUAUGCACUUCAAUGGCUCUCCGAGGUCCCAAAGGAGGUGGUUGACAAGCAAUCACCUGCAUGGAACAAGGGGAGGAUUUACUAUACAAAUGCUCCAACUCAAGUUAUGGAGGCUUACUCAGCUCAAUAUGGUACAGAUAUGAAGUCUUUUUUUAAUGCUAGGGCACAAGAGCUUGUCUGUGGAGGUCUCAUGGCACUUCUCAUCCCAUGUCCGGCAGUUGGGAUCCUUCCUUCCCACAGCCCUAUUAUUGCACUUGCGGAUCUUAUAGGAGCCACUCUCCUUGACAUGGCCAAAAUAGGAUUGGUGAGUGAAGAUAAAGUGGACUCGUUCAACUUCCCCAAGUACAACCCAACCCAACAAGAGUUGGAGGAGCUGAUAGAGGAAAAUGGAUGUUUCAGAAUUGUGAAAAUGGAAGCUCUUGUUCGCGACCCUAAAAUGAAAGAAGCAGCUUCUGACAUCAAAAUGUUUGUGCCUCAUAUUAGAGCUGCUUGGGAAGGACUUAUCAAAGACAACUUCGGAAGUGAGAUUAUUGAUGAGCUCUUUCAUCGUUUCACCAACAAACUCUUGGAGACCUUCACUCUUGAUCACACAAGCUUCGAGAAGAUUGCCGAAUUAUUUGUCCUUCUCCAGCGCAAUUAAACCUAAUUAGAAGCUUCAAUUUCACAUUGGAACUCUACUAUUGUGAUUUUUUAUUUUUUCGUCUUGUGUUAGUUUUUUAAUCAAUUACAAUAGCGAGUGCGAUUUUUUAUUUUUAAAUUUUUUUUGUCUUGUGUUAGUUUUUUAAUCAAUUACAAUAGUGAGUGCUCAACGGCUGUUGCAAUGUUUUACAUGUAAAUGAAGAAUAUGGACUUUUUGGGCAGGAAAAUACAUUUAAAUUAGAAAACUCCAAAGGUUAAAGCUUACCGUAAGCUUGUUUACUGAAAA